Messenger RNA from Ostrea edulis (European flat oyster), 4898 nucleotides. Its product is annotated as centrosomal protein of 112 kDa-like. The transcript has 30 exons. NCBI's taxonomy places the organism in Eukaryota, Metazoa, Mollusca, Bivalvia, Ostreida, Ostreidae. Bases 106 to 3108 code for a protein of 1000 amino acids. The record is from RefSeq and is a predicted model, not a curated record.
AGUAGUACUUCCGCCCAAACAAAGAUGCGGCAAACUUGAAUAUUGUGUUAGAAAUGAACAAACUCUGUGUGUAUGGUAUAAAUUGAAAAUCCCGGCAUUGUCACAAUGACUUCAUCGUCAGAAGAUCCCGUAUUUGUGGGGCUGGACCAGAAAUUUGACAAGGUCUUGGCUGAGAUGAAACCACAUGUGCUGAAGCUACCUCAUAAAACAGAUCGUCAGAAGUGUGCAAUUUGGAUUAAGAAGCUAUGUGAACCUGUGACUGGAAUUACUGGAAGAAAAAACAGGAAUGCCUAUGCCCAGCUUAUGCUUCACAUGUUGAAGAGGGGGGUGUUAGAAGGCCCAUUUACAAGUAAACCUCAGGAAGGACCUCUGCCAACCUUGCCACCGUAUAUGUCCAUAUAUUUUGAUGAGCCGUCUGAUAAAGGAUCUGAUGAUGAAAAGGUGCCUGAUUGGGUGGCAGGGGAGCUAACUACUUCAGUUGGAUCAUCUCUGUUCCGAUCCAAUAUUGGAAAUCCGGCUGCAUCGUCUACAUGGAAGUCUGGGUUGUCUCCCAUCCGCUACGAGUCUUCCCCACGAAGGUACUCUAAAAUCCCUGUUCCAAAAAGUCCGAAAUCACCGAGGCGUCCACAUACUAGUCUUGGGUUUGACCUGGAUAAGGCCCCUGGGUUAACCUCCCCUACCCGUGGAUUAGAGCACCCAGAGUUGGUUGGCAAUGCAUAUGAUGACAGUUUCAUAGACUUCCGUAAGCCUGCAAUAAAGACUGCUCAUUUCCUCUUCGAUGACAAAUCUAAAACUGAUUUACUGGAUGGUGACAAGAAAAAGACGACAUUGUUUAAUGUGAAGGUCAUGGACGAAGAACUCAGUCAGCCCUCACCACCGUACACCAAGACCACCAGCAAUUUAUUUGGCAGCACGGGGGCAUCCAAUACAUUCUUCAACGAUGUUUCAAGAGAUUUAGAGAAAGAUAAUAUUCAGAUGAGAACAAAGAUGCUUGAGGCACGGUUCCAUGAGGAAAAACUCCGACUACAGCAAAAACAUGACUCAGCGGUCCAGAAGAUUUUGGACAGAAAGAACUGUGAGAUAGAGGAGCUGAAGACAAACUACAGAACAAAAGCCAAAGAUCUGGAGGAGACCAUCAGCAAACUGGAAAGAAAAAUACAAAACAUUGGAAAAGAUUCACAUCAAGUGAUUGAAACCAAAGAUAAGCAGAUCACGGAACUGAAACGGAUGUUGGAGGAGUCAACAGAGGUCAGAAAUAGCCAGUUUGAGAAAAAGAUGAAUGAUAUGUUUGCUGACUUUGAACACGAGAAAUUUGAGAUGCAGAAACAGCACACCAAAAAUAUACAGGGCAUUUUGGAUGACACAAAUGCUAGAUUACAGAAAAUGGAGAAAGAGUAUGGGCAGCAAACCACGUCCACGGCUUCCAUAAUCAAGGACCUUGAGGGCAGGGUUCACCAACUGAUGUCAGAGGCAGAUAAAAACAUGAAAUCCAAACAAACUCUAGAACAGUCCAAGAUGGAGUUGGAAACCAAGCUGGAGCGAUGUAGUCGGGACCUGCAGGAUCUGAGAGAAAGAUAUAGUAAUCUGGAAAAAGAACACCAAAGGACGGUGGAAACUGGCGACCAGGAAAUGAGGACGCUCAAAAACAAGAUGGAAGCCAGUCUGGAAUUCAUGAAACAGGAACACAACAUUGCAGCUGCUAAGGCUUCUGAUUCUAUAUCUGAGUUGGAGCAGUCUUUGGACCAGUACAAACGUUCACUUAAAGACGCCGAGGAACAGCGCCAGAGACAAAUGAGGGAAUUGGAACAAAAUCAUCAACAAGAUAAACUACAUUUGGAAAAUCUCCAUGAUAAACAGGUGCGAGGUUUAAGAAAUGAAAUGGAGCAAACAGACCAAGAUAACCAGAAAAAGAUCAAGAAACUCGAGGAAGCCGUUAGAGAUAAAGAGGAAGAGGUCCGACGACUGCAGGAAGUCAACAAGAAUCAGCUGCUGCAGUCAGAGAAGUCAUUGGAGGAGUUUAAACUACAGGUGGAGAAGAACCAGACAAGGAUGUAUGAUGAAAUGAAACAACAGAUGGAAAGAGUAGAAAAUGAUUUGAACAAAUCAAAACAAGCCAGGGAAAAACAAUGUCGAGAAUUUUCUAAACAGCUUGAUGAAGAGAGAAAUCAACAUGAAAGAAAGACUGUAGAACUGAAAAUGGCCCUGGAACAUGAGAAAGCUCAGAUGUUGAAAGACUUCCACACUCAAAAGGAGAUUGUUAUCUCUGAGCAUGAGAGAGAAAUGGACAACCUUAAAGAAACUCAUCAGAACGAGUUGUAUGAACUGAAAUGUCGAGUUCAAGAGAAGCAAGAUAAAGAUACCAAGAAGAUCACUCAGCAUGAGCGACAGAUUCAGGAAUUACGAGAGGAGGUGGUUCAGGCUAAUCAACUGAGGAAACAACAGCUGGUAGAACUCGGACUGCUCAGGGAGGAGGAGAAACAGAAAAUGCUCCGAGAACACGAGUCCGAGGUGAUAAAAUUGCGAUCAGAGAUGGAACAACAGAGAUUAGAUCUGCAGAAAACUCAUAGCACAGAGCUGGAAAAGAUGCUGGAGAAAACGAACGUCCGCCUGAAGGACAUUGAGAGAGAGUAUAACGAGAGGGGGCAGAAAGCAACAGAGACCAUGGGGGAACUGCAGGCCAACAUCAACCAUCUUAGAGAUGAGGUCAAAAGGGUUCGUAAUGUGGGAGAUAAAAAAUGCCAGGACAUUGAACAUCGGUACGAAGAGGAGAAAAAAUCCGUCAAGAAACAGUAUAACAGUAACAUGGAUAGUCUACAACGAGAAAUAGAUUCGCAGCAGGCUCGGAACAGGCAGCUAGAGCGAAGGCUCGAAAAUGCGGGAGCAGACCACGAGGAAAAGAUAACACACCUGAAAUUGUCAUUUGAGGAAAAAUUGAGAGGACUUGUUCCUUCUUCUGUCCGACAGGAACUAGAAGAUACCAUUACAGCCCUGAAGUCUCAGAUUAACUCUCUACAACAGAAGACUCUAAUUCUGCAGGAGGAAGUGGAUCUCAAACACAAGUACCCCCUUGGCCAGUUCUCCUCAAGUUCACCCAUCAAAGCUGUUUGAUGAUGGGCCUCAUUGUGAAUCCUUUGGUUGUCAUGUGUACAGAAUUUUAGGUCAUCAGUAUUACUAUGAAAACUUUUGUGUCCUAAUUUUACCUGAGGUUUUUUAUAAUAGAAGGUGAUUGCUGUAAAACUGUGCUGAUGACAAAGUUAAAGAAAUAGAGGUUGAUUGCUGUUAAACUGUGCUGAUGACAAAGAUUUGACUGUGAUAUUUUUACGCAAUUGUUUGCCACACUAAAUUCUGUAAUCCAUGUGUAUGUUUUCAUUAAUACGGGCAAUAUUCUAGUAACUUGUGCUACUCGGAUCACCAAUUCCCUUCAUGUAUCAAUCGUUUAUCACAUACAUUACCACAUUUACAGAGUUACUGUUCUAACACAAACUUAUCUUGCGUUACAUACACAUGUACCAUGCUUUAUACAAAUGACAUGUCAUGUAUUUGAGAAUGUUUUACCAUGUGAAUUUGAAUGGAUUUGUAAAUGCACUAGGCAUUUUCUAUAGCAGUGUUACAAUGAAUCAUUAUACCUUGUGACUUCUAACACUGAACAAUAUCUGUAUUAUUCAUGUAUGUCCGUGUUGUUCCUCCCUUGUUGAUAACAACCUACAGUGUAUGUGUAUGUUACCGUGAGUGUUGAUUAACUAAUCACUUAGAAUAAGACAUUCCAUGUAUCCGAGUAAUUCAUAUUUUACAUGCAGAAUGGACAAAAUUUCCAGUACACUAGACUCUAGAAACACAGCGGUAAUGCAUAGCGGUAUCAGCUAUCGAUAGGUAGGAGAGUCCAUAUAUCUUUUUUCUUUAUAUAAUUCAUUCAUUGUACAUGCAAGCAAUUAUUUUGACAGGGUACAACCGAGUUAAUUGUUUGUAAGUCCUGUAUUCAGAUACGGUAUUGUGAAUAUUUUUCUUUGACUAGUUGAAUAUCACUUAUUUACUAGUUGAAUAUCUCUUAUUUACUGGUUAAAUAUCUGACCUUGACUGGUUGAAUAUCUCUUAUUUACUAGUUGAAUAUAUCUCCUUGACUGGUUGAAAAUAUCUUAUUUACUGGUUGAUUAUAUCUCCUUGACUGGUUGAAAAUAUCUUAUUUACUAGUUGGAUAUCUUUUAUUUACUGGUUGAAUAUCUCCUUGAUGGGAUGAACAUUUGUACUUUAUGAGUUGAAUAUCUACUUUAUUGGUGGUUAACUGAAAAAUGAUGACUUUCUGAGCUGUGUUUGACAUUGUAGGUAGUAGGUCCUUUCUAAUGAACCCUCUGAAUGAACAGACCAUGUUGGACUUCAGGUGCAAGUUUUCUCCCUUACAUUUUUUAUGUAGUGUACAUGUACUAUAUAUAAAAUAUCUUUGAUAAAUUGCACUAGAUGAAGGAAACCGCUGAUUUAUGUACAUGUGAAGUGAUAUCUAAGAAUGCCAACGUAGAUUUGGUAUCUAGCAUUCAAAUACACUGCUUAUUUCCUACAACAGUGACAAGCAAACUUUGUAGUUUUGUGUGGAGCUAACUAGCUUUACAAUCUUUCACAAAGCCAAGGUUUUAUCAAUUUCAUUACCAGAGAAAACAUCUCUGUAAAGAAUACUAUAUUUCAAUCUCAUGGAGGUGAUAUUUGAAUGUUUUCUGUCAAGGGGUAUCUUUUAUUUCUUUUCUAUAUUUUUUUUCCCUUUUAUUUCAUAGGUUUUAUAUUUAGAUUUUCCUCUCCCCAGUAAUUGUAAAUUCUGAGUCCAUCGUGUAGUUCAUUAUAUUCACUGUUGUUAAUGUUAUUUUUGUUCAGGAGAAGUAUGUUUAUUUAUACAAUAAAAAUGUUUUAAUGUG